AUAAAUUAUAUAAUAUCCUCUAUUAAAACCUUUUCUCUUUACUUUCUACCAAACUUCCAUCAUCCUCUACCUUAUCUUCAACCUUUAUACAAAAAACCCUUUAAUUUAAAUCUCAAAUUAAUCAAAAUGAUGUCAUCUAUAAGCUUCAUAGUGAUGCUACUAAUCAUGAUUAUCAUACCCACCAUUCUUUACACCUUUUUCUUUCUAAUCAAUUGUCCUCCAAACCCAUUUGAGUUCAUACGACGAAGUUCUAUCAAUGAUCAAAGCUUUCAUCCAAGGAGGUCAAAAAUGGCAAAUGAAGAAGAUAAUGAAGAUAAUAUUAGUAAAAAAAAGAAUAAAUUAGAGAUAAUUAUUGCUUCAAGUUCAAAACUAGGGAAAGAUUCAGAGUGUCCUGUUUGUUUAUCUGUUUAUAUAGAUGGAGAGGAAUUAAGACAAUUGAAUUAUUGUAAACAUUUAUUUCAUAGAAUUUGUAUUGAUAAAUGGCUUUCUACUCAUUGUAAUUGCCCUGUUUGUAGAGCUUUUGUAGGGAAUUAUUGUAAGCUUAGUAAGGAAAAUGAGAGUAGAGCAUUGCCAUCAAGAGAUGUUAUUGGUAGGCAUCAUGAUUCAUGGCAAGGAUUGCCUGAUUCUGCUGGCUUGGUUUGAAUCAUAGUGCAAAAUAUGAGUCGCAUCUGUUGGAAAAAUAAUUCAUAUGUAAUUUCACGAAUCAGAGAAUGUUGACUAACAUAUAAGUUGAAAGGGAAUGAAAUUUUAUUGAGUUUACGUGCA
Messenger RNA from Amaranthus tricolor (Joseph's coat), 765 nucleotides. RefSeq names its product RING-H2 finger protein ATL33-like. The record is from RefSeq and is a predicted model, not a curated record. Lineage: Eukaryota; Viridiplantae; Streptophyta; Magnoliopsida; Caryophyllales; Amaranthaceae. The coding region runs from base 127 to 642 and encodes 171 amino acids. The transcript has a single exon.